Messenger RNA from Scophthalmus maximus (turbot), 4383 nucleotides. RefSeq names its product relaxin family peptide receptor 2a (gene rxfp2a). The record is from RefSeq and is a predicted model, not a curated record. Bases 259 to 2523 code for a protein of 754 amino acids. Gene Ontology annotation, biological process: G protein-coupled receptor signaling pathway. Gene Ontology annotation, molecular function: protein binding; G protein-coupled receptor activity. The transcript is spliced from 20 exons. Lineage: Eukaryota; Metazoa; Chordata; Actinopteri; Pleuronectiformes; Scophthalmidae. Gene Ontology annotation, cellular component: membrane.
CCCUUCUCAGAAACCGAGCGGAGAGACCAUGUGUCCGUCUUUACGCGCCGGCUCGGUGCCACCUCGGCACAUCCACCCGGUGUCCCACAGCGUCUCUAUAACCGCGGGGCCAUGCUCGUGACACGCUGGCCCGUCUCGGACUGCUGCUGAUCACUCGUCUCCCGAUUGUUUUGCCGCUGGUUUCCUUCGCGGAGGAGGCGGGGGCAGGAAACCCGCCCUGGGUCGGUCCGGCGACGCGCUCUUCAACACGCAGCGGCCAUGAGCGCAGGGAAGCUCCGGAUGGACGUGGCCGUCAUCGUGCUGCUCGUCCACCUGACCCAGGCUGGGAUCCAAGCACUGGUGGCCAGCAGCAGGGUGGACGCAGAUGCCAGAUGCCUCCUUGGACAGUUCCCAUGUGGGAACUUGAGUGAGUGCCUACCUCAGGCUUUGCAGUGUAAUGGACACAAAGAGUGUCCCAACGGAGCCGACGAGCGACGCUGUGGGGACAACGUUGGAUGGGGGGACUUGUUUGGUCCAACACUGCAGGAUGCACUUCCUGUGAACCAGGACUUCCUGGAUGAGUGUUAUUUGCAGGAGUAUCCCGGGAGUUGUGACUGCAUACAGACAGAUGUUGAGUGUGUGGAGGCCGACCUGCAGGAUGUUCCUACCUUCUCUCCAAAUGUGACCUUGCUGUCGCUGAGGAGCAAUCGGAUCCGAGCGUUGUCAGAUUUUGUUUUCUCUGAAUACUCUGACCUACAGAGACUGUUUCUGCAAAACAACAGCCUCCAGUUCAUAUCCAAUCACGCCUUCAGGGGCCUGCACAAUUUAAGGAAGCUGUUUCUCAAUCUGAACUUGAUAUCCUCCCUCAGUCCUGGUGUGUUCAGUGAUCUCCACAAGUUAAAGUGGCUGAUGUUGGAUCACAACCCACUAAGUGAACUGUCCCAGGACUCAUUCAUUGGGCUCAAGUCUCUUAUGUAUCUAUCCAUGGUGAACACCUCGCUGCAGCAGCUUCCUCAACCAAGCUUCUGCCAACACAUGCUUUCCUUGGACUGGCUGGAUCUUGAGGGAAACCAGAUUCAAACUGUCAACUACUCUAUCUUGAAGAACUGCAGCAAGCUUGGGGUUCUAUCACUGAUGGACAACCGGAUAAGAAGUGUUCCUGAAAACACCUUCCAGUCUCUGUGGAAACUGGCUGAACUGGAUCUGUCCAGAAACAGGAUAAGGGAGCUGCCAAAGAACACCUUUAAAAGCCUUUCCCCGUCCCUCCUUAAACUAAAUAUCUCCCACAAUCCUCUCGUCCACAUUCACCCCAGCCACUUCAACAAUUUGCCACAUCUUCAGUCAUUGGCGCUGCAAGGGAUAGAUCUCCCAGAUAUUCAGAUUAAGAUGUUUCUACCUAUGAAGAAUCUGUCCCACAUAUACUUUAAGAAGUUCCAGUACUGCUCCUAUGCACCUCAUGUCAGGUCCUGUAAGCCCAACACAGAUGGCAUAUCAUCUUUUGAGGACCUGCUGGCUAACAAGGUGCUGCGGGUUUCUGUCUGGGUCAUGGCCUUCAUCACGUGCUUUGGUAACCUCUUUGUCAUCGGCAUGAGGUCACUGAUACGAGCCGAGAACAAUCUGCAUGCAGCUUGCAUCAAAGUCCUGUGCUGUGCAGACUGCCUCAUGGGGGUGUACCUGUUUUUUGUCGGAGUGUUCGAUGUGAAAUUUCGCGGGCAGUACAAUCGCAAUGCACUGCUCUGGAUGGAAAGCGUAGAGUGUCGGACCAUCGGAUUUCUGGCCAUGCUCUCCUCAGAGGUGUCUGUUCUCCUCCUGACCUAUCUGACGCUGGAGAAGUUCCUGGUUAUCGUUUUCCCCUUCAGCAAUCUGCGCCCAAGCAAACUGCAGACUGGGGUGGUGCUGGCCUCUAUCUGGCUACUGGGGUUCAUUAUUGCUGCAGUGCCCCUAAUGAAUGAGGAUGUGUUUGGAAACUAUUAUGGACGUAAUGGAGUCUGCUUCCCCCUGCACUCUGACAGGCAAGAAAAACCUACUGCCAAAGGAUAUUCCACAGGGAUUUUUCUGGGUCUGAACCUGGUGGCGUUCCUGGUGAUCUUCGUCUCCUACUCCAGCAUGUUCUGCUCCAUCUAUAGAACUGGCAUCAACGCGACGGACCUGCGGAGCAGACUGCACAGAGACGUGGCUGUGGCCAACAGGUUUUUCUUCAUAGUGUUCUCCGACGCCCUCUGCUGGAUUCCCAUAUUUCUGGUGAAAAUCCUCUCGCUGUUGAAGGUGGAGAUACCUGGGACCAUCUCCAGCUGGGUGGUCAUCUUCAUCCUCCCCAUCAACAGCGCCUUGAACCCCAUCCUUUACACGUUGACCACCAGCUUCUUCAGAGAGCAGGUGGAAAUCCUACUCUGUCGGUGGCAGAGAAGACACAUGCUGAAAAAAGACCGCAAAAGCCUCACCUCCUCCACAAUCUACAUGGAGGCGCCGCGGGCACCUAGCUACCAGCAGCCAGCCUACUUCAAGCGAGUGUCGCUGACUAGCGCGGACCCUCGCUACGCCUGAGGGAGGCGCGAACUUCCCUGGCGUUUUGUCAAUCACGGGUCGGAGGCCAGUCAAAAUGUUCGAUCUUUAGGCUCCUGCAUGACGAGAACUGAGUUUGGCUUCAAAGUGGAGCAACAUCAACAUUAACUCCGACAUGCUGCACAUUUGUAAAAAUGACAACAAUGAGACACUUUCUUCCAAACUUUCGUUUUCAUGUACACACAGAGAGAGAGAGAGAGAGCUCUUUGGGGUCCAGUGCCUUGAUCUGAGGCACACUGAGAUGCAGACGGGAGGAGAUCAAACCUUUGUACCACCUGAGCUACAGUUGCUUUCACACUCACGUGGCCAUUCAGAUGAUAUUGUUCCAGCUGACGGCACAGCAAAGGAAUGACAAAGACAAAGAGCUGGAUGGAAGAGUAAAUACCAGCAUAUUGCACACUGUACAUCUCCAUGCCACACUGAGGAUGUUCACAAUGCCAAGCAAGGAAAGUGCUUGUCGCGCUUUUCUGGAAUACACACUUUUUCCGCAACAGUCCCACAGACUGUAUGACUGUUUAUUGACGAAGAGGAGAGGGAGCUGGUAGACGAGCAGCCAAAUAUAUCUCUGUUAUUAUCACACAGACUGUUUUUUUCCUGUGGAGUGACUGAAGGGAGGAAGCUGAGUCAGAGAUGUGAAGCUCAUCAGAUGCUGAGCUAAAAAAUGGGCUUUCACCCUAAACAAAAUCAAAGAAUAAGUCUUUGACUGCAAAAAAGAAGUUCAGUUUCAGUGAAUGUAUGCAAAAACAAAUAGCUAUUUGAAAUCCAAAUCCAGCAAUUAAAUUCUAAAGAUAUUGUUGCGUCAUUUCAACAUCUUCCAUGAGACAUUUAUCACACCACCCAAAGAAUUCAUUAGGUUCAUUUUGCUUCCUCCUCACUUUAUUUCUGCUCUCUGUGUUUGCCAAUGUUUUCUUCUUCUUCUGGUUCUAUGUUGUCUCCUCCUUCUGUCUUAUUAGCUUUUUUUUAAUAAUCAGAUUUAUUCAGAAUAUUUCUUUUUUUAGUGCCUCCUCUACACAGACAUGUGGAAAUGAAGCUGCAAAAGAAAGUUGUACAUUUGCAUUUUGGCAGGGUUGACAUGUCAUCGUGCAACAUUAUUCAAUACAUGACACAAAUCAGAUUCUGAAAUGUUAAAUGGCACAUUAAAUAAUUUUUAAUGCUACAUUAGUAACAAUAAUGUCAUGUUAUUUAAAUAGUUUGUGCAUUAAUUACAUUGCAUUGAGGGUAAAUGCAAUGCCAUGAGGUUAAAAAUUUACAUGUAAACUGUUGUUUUUUGCAUUUUCAAAACAUGAAAAUUACAUUUAAUUAAAAAAUGUUUUUUAAAGAAUAAUGUAAUUACAUGUACAAGAAACAGACAGUGGGAGGGAAAUAUGAGAGGAAGGUUUGCAUCAGUUAUGUGAAGCAGCAACUGUUGUAUCUUCCUUCUGCACAUGUUUUUCUUCAAAAUCUGAAUUUUCAUGCCAUUUUGGUUCUUUUUUAUUUACACUACAUGUACAUGUGCUCUGACUUAUUUUGAAUCUGAGCCAAUAUGCUGCGGCAAUUUGAUACUCUUAAGUCAUAAUUUUUUUCAGCCCUCAUGAGUCCAGUUUCAUCAUCUUGCAGAUGUCUGUUCUAUACCAAUCAGUACAACCUCCUCUAAUGAAAUAAGGACUAUCAUUUCCUAUUAUACUGUGCAGAUUUUUGUUAUAUGAUAUUUGAUACAGGAGACUUGUCUUUGUAUGUUCUGUAUAUCCCUGUGGUUUGUGAAGUUUGUGUUUAUUGGUUUCCCCACAGAGAUCACUCUUUGUGUAAAACAGUAAUAAAAAACAAAAGACAAGAAAAAAAAAGUUCCACAAAUCAACAGAAAAA